AUGUUCCGUGCCGCCGCCCGCUCCGUCCGACCCGCCGUCAGGGGCUUCUCCACCGCUGCCCCCAAGGCCGGCGAGAACGCUUUCGUCGCCAACAGGGAGGCCACCAGGGCCCACGCCGCUGAGACCACCGACCUCUGGCGCAAGAUCUCUUUCUACGUCUGUAUCCCUGGUGUUAUCGUCGGUGCCCUCUGGACCUACAAGAUUGAGGCUGCCCACGCCGAGCACCUCGCCCACCACCCCGAGGACUUCUCCGAGAGGCCUGUCUACGACUACCUCAACAUCCGAAACAAGAACUUCCCCUGGGGCAGGCAGUCUGCUUUCUUCAACCCCGCCGUCAACGUCGAGGUCGGAGAGCCCUAA
Cryptococcus amylolentus CBS 6039 is the source of this 360-nucleotide messenger RNA. RefSeq lists its product as hypothetical. Gene Ontology annotation, molecular function: enzyme regulator activity. NCBI's taxonomy places the organism in Eukaryota, Fungi, Basidiomycota, Tremellomycetes, Tremellales, Cryptococcaceae. Gene Ontology annotation, biological process: mitochondrial electron transport, cytochrome c to oxygen. Bases 1 to 360 code for a protein of 119 amino acids. The transcript has 4 exons. Gene Ontology annotation, cellular component: mitochondrial inner membrane. The record is from RefSeq and is a predicted model, not a curated record.